This is a messenger RNA of Habropoda laboriosa, 3476 nucleotides long. It is a transcript of the gene Lap1, whose product is annotated as protein lap1. NCBI's taxonomy places the organism in Eukaryota, Metazoa, Arthropoda, Insecta, Hymenoptera, Apidae. Gene Ontology annotation, cellular component: adherens junction; postsynaptic density; postsynaptic membrane. Bases 1 to 3135 code for a protein of 1044 amino acids. The transcript is spliced from 10 exons. Gene Ontology annotation, biological process: neurotransmitter receptor transport postsynaptic membrane to endosome; neurotransmitter receptor transport, endosome to postsynaptic membrane. Gene Ontology annotation, molecular function: protein binding. The record is from RefSeq and is a predicted model, not a curated record.
AUGGGUAGUGCUUGGUGGCAGUGUGCAGCGUGUUUGAGAGCACAAGAAGAAGAUAUCUGUGAGUUACAGUUGAAUCACUGUAAUCUUUUUGAUGUACCACCUGAUGUGUUCAUUUAUGAAAGGACAUUGGAAAAGCUCUACCUUGAUGCCAAUAGAAUAAAGGAUCUUCCAAGGCCACUGUUUCAGUGCCAUGAAUUACGUGUACUUUCUCUCAGUGAUAAUGAAGUCACUAUGUUACCACCCGCCAUAGCAUCAUUAAUUAACUUGGAAUAUUUAGACCUCAGUAAAAAUAGUAUUAAAGAACUACCAGACAGUAUAAAAGAAUGCAAAAAUCUUCGUUCUAUAGAUAUCAGUGUUAAUCCAUUUGAACGUUUCCCAGAUGCUAUUACACAUAUUGUUGGACUAAGAGAAUUGUAUAUAAAUGAUGCGUAUAUAGAAUAUCUACCAGCAAAUUUUGGAAGACUUUCAGCUUUGAGAACAUUAGAACUUAGAGAGAAUAACAUGAUGACAUUGCCAAAGAGUAUGAGCCGUUUAGUAAAUUUGCAAAGGCUUGAUAUUGGUAAUAAUGAUUUCACUGAAUUGCCUGAAGUAGUUGGGGAUCUAAUCAAUCUCACUGAAUUGUGGAUAGAUGGUAAUGAUAUCAGACGUAUACCAGUCAACAUUAACCAGCUUUAUCGGUUAAAUCAUUUUGAUUGUACCGUGAAUGCAAUUCAUGUUAUUCCAUCAGAAGUAGAAGGUUGGAGGGAUAUUUCAAUCAUGCAUCUUUCAUCAAAUGAAAUUUACCAGUUACCAGAUUCUCUUUGCUAUCUACAUACAAUUGUGACUCUUAAAGUUGACGACAAUCAAUUGAAUGCACUGCCAAACGACAUUGGACAGAUGUCAAACUUAGAGGAGCUUAUAGUUACUAAGAACUUCCUUGAAUAUUUACCACCAUCAAUAGGACUAUUGCGAAAAUUACACUGUUUGAAUGCAGACAAUAACUAUUUGAGAUGCCUUCCACCAGAGAUUGGAAGUUGCACUGCAUUAUCAUUGCUUUCAUUGAGAUCAAACAAUCUAACUCGAGUUCCGCCUGAAUUGGGACAUCUAUCCUCUUUAAGAGUGCUGAAUCUCGUAAACAAUUGCAUCAAAUUUUUGCCUGUUUCUAUGCUGAACUUGAGCAAUCUAAAAGCAUUAUGGCUGAGCGACAAUCAAAGUCAACCAUUGGUACCACUACAACAGGAAUUCAAUUGUGAAGAAGAUAUGAUGGUGUUGAGUUGUUUUAUGCUCCCACAAAAGCCGCGGCAAGAAUUAGAGCAGAUAACACCGGCUGUAGGAUUAAUUUCAAGUUCGAUCGUUGGUACUGGAAAAAGAAUAUGUUUUGCUGCUGAGGUAGAAUCUGAAAUCCCUAGACAACUUCAUCGUGCACCAACUCCCUACCCUAAAGAACUGCGCAACCUUGCAAGGCAUGCCCGAAAUUUACAUCAUCAAUCAGCACAUGAUCAACGAAUGCAAUUAGAACAGGAGACUAUGAUUAAAGAAGCUAUUAUUGCUACAACUACUCUGGACCUUACCUCAAAAUCUGGAACCUGUUUUUCACAAAGUUUGUUUAAUAAGGGUUCACAUUCGUCACUUUCACCAACCGAGCGUCACACAUCAAAAGCGUACAAGAACAGUAGUCUUACGGAUGUUGGAACAGAGCAGUCUGUUUCAGAAGAAUCUUCCGAUGAAGCUAAUAAAACCGUACUCGCGAAAGAGAAGAGUCCUGAUAUCCGAGAAGCAAAAUAUAUUCGUAACCCAACAUCUGAGUACCUUUCUAAGACUCCAACGGUAGCAGAUUAUGUUAAUUCCACUUGGAAACCAGAUGAGUAUUCGAAGGCAAAUACAGCAAAAAUUGUGGAAUCAGAGAAAUUUAUAGAACCUUUUAAAACUGUACCCAUUACCGUGGGUGUUAAGAACACUGAUCAAAUGCACAUUCAAACACCAAAAGUAAAUGAAGUUCCACCAGUUCCACCACCGUAUCAUAUUGCUGCUGCGUUUUCAAAGAAGGCAGCAUUUUUUCAACAAUUAAAUCAAUCAGCUCAAUCAGACUCGUCGACAAUCUCUCCUCCACAAACGGAUAUCAACAUAUCAAGUUCAAAGCCAUCGCAAGAAACACAAAUGCAAAAUUAUGACGGGUGUGGGGAAUUAUAUAAAGCAGAAGAACGCUUGUGCAACGAUACAUUUUCGCUCAAUAAUACGGAUGUUACAAACGCUUCGAGUAACGAUGGAAAAACGAGUUCUUCCAGUGCUGAUCAAACGCAAAUAUCUACAGAGUCGAACGACCCGGAGCAAUCUAUCGAAGGGGAUCGAUCAUUGAAACCGAGCAGAAUUCCCAUUCUGAAAACGAAACAUUUAGACAGCACAAAUUCAAUUUCGAGUAGCGAUCUAUCGAAUAAAUGUAUAAACUCUUCGGUGGAAGAUUACGAAGCUUUAAAACUAUUGAAUGCGUCAUGCAUACCAACGUCCCCGGUAACCGGAAAAAAAUAUCGAAGUCCAUUCUCCAUGCAAGCUAAAUUAUCAGACAGGUCGAAAAAAGUGUUAAACGGAAGCAUUUCGAAUCACAAUACCUCGUGUGAUAAUUUAUCAGUGAAUAUGAUUAAUUCCAAUCAAAUUGGAAAUUUGAAUAUUGAAGGAAUUAUCCCAAAAAUUAUGUCUAACGAAACGUCGAAUAUGAACAGUCCUGUUAAUAUAAAAAAUGAAGCUAACUCUGGUAGAAGUACACCAAUUUUAACCAAUAAUAAAUCUUCAAACGAGCUGACCAUUUCUAACAUUGACAAGUAUAAAGUUGCUGGACCGAAUGAUUCAUUGAGUGCAGAGAGGAAACCAAGAUUCAAAUGGAUGUUUGGACCCCACAAAAAUGCUAACGUAUUGCCUGUUCAAGUAAAAAAGAAUCCAGGUCUCGGUUUUAGCAUAGCCGGUGGAGUGGCGGGCGCGGAAACCGGAAUUAUCGUAACUAAAGUGAACCCAGACGGUCCAGCGCAAGGAACACUUCGACCAGGGGACAAAAUUUUGGAGGUGGAUGGUAUAGACUUCACUAAAUCUGACCACAACAAUGCAGUUGCUGUCCUUCGAGCUACUGGCGCUGUGGUAUCCAUGAUGAUCAGCCGCCAUCAAUGACAUUAAAUUGAAAGAGAAAUAUUUUUCGUUUGUAUUUCGCGAAUAAGUUACGCACAUCAGACUGAGUACACCUCACGUAAGUUUUUUUUAGUGUAUAUACAUAGAUCCGUUAUUAAUUAACAUUGACAUACGCGCGCGCGCGCACACACACACAACAUGAAAUGCACGAGAACACGGAAGUUCGAUUUUGUUUGUUCUAAACGCUUGUUUUCGCGGUAGUAAAUCGUACUCUUUCCAAUACUAUCGAGCGACUGAAUUGUACGACUGAAACAGCGUUACCAAAGGUGGGAGUGGGGGCAACUUACCCGAGGAAAACAUUUCUGACUUCCAGUGGUUACGAA